Messenger RNA from Chelonia mydas (Green sea turtle), 7675 nucleotides. RefSeq names its product elongation factor like GTPase 1 (gene EFL1). Gene Ontology annotation, cellular component: ribonucleoprotein complex; cytosol. Lineage: Eukaryota; Metazoa; Chordata; Testudines; Cheloniidae. Gene Ontology annotation, biological process: cytosolic ribosome assembly. The transcript is spliced from 22 exons. Gene Ontology annotation, molecular function: GTPase activity; ribosome binding; GTP binding. Bases 145 to 3639 code for a protein of 1164 amino acids. The record is from RefSeq and is a predicted model, not a curated record.
CGUAGGCCGUUGGCUGUGCUGUCACGAGGAGAGGGGGGAAUUCUCGGGACGCACAUGAUGAAGCUUACAAGCAUCUAAGCACGUGUUACUUUACUCAUGAGUGUUCCCACUGAUGCCAAUGGGACUACUUGCAAAUAGGUAAUCAUGGUUCUCUCUAGUUUGGAGAAGAUGAUUGGACUCCAGAAAAAGCCUGCCAGUAUCAGGAAUAUCUGUAUACUGGCUCAUGUGGACCAUGGCAAAACCACUCUAGCUGACUGUCUGAUAUCUAGCAAUGGAAUAAUCUCCAAUCGAUUGGCAGGAAAGCUGAGAUAUCUAGACAGUAGAGAAGAUGAGCAGAUCCGAGGAAUUACUAUGAAAUCUAGUGCUAUAUCACUGCACUUUGAAAAAGGUGAUCAGGAGUAUCUCAUUAAUCUAAUAGACUCCCCAGGGCAUGUGGAUUUCUCUUCAGAAGUAUCAACUGCUGUCCGACUCUGUGAUGGUUGUAUCAUAGUGCUGGAUGCUGUGGAAGGAGUCUGUCCACAGACUCAAGCAGUUCUGCGACAAGCAUGGCUAGAAAAUAUCCGUCCAGUCUUGGUGAUUAAUAAAAUUGAUCGUUUGAUAGUGGAGCUCAAGUUAACUCCUCAGGAAGCAUAUUCUCACCUUAAGAAUAUCUUAGAACAGGUUAAUGCAAUCACUGGAGCUCUUUUCACCUCUAAAGUCUUAGAAGAAAGAGCUGAGAAAGAAACAGAAACUCAAGGGAAUUCAGAUUCUAUACAUGGAGAUCAAGUUUAUGACUGGAGUGCUGGCUUGGAAGAUACUGAUGAUUCACAUCUUUAUUUCUCGCCAGACCUGGGGAAUGUGGUAUUUGCCAGUGCAAUUGAUGGUUGGGGCUUUGGCAUUGAGCAUUUUGCAAAACUGUAUAGCCAAAAGAUUGGAAUCAAACAUGCAGUACUUUUGAAGACCUUGUGGGGAGAUUAUUAUCUAAAUGCAAAGGCAAAGAAGAUAAUGAAGGGUGACCAGUCAAAAGGAAAGAAACCUCUGUUCGUGCAACUGGUGUUGGACAACAUCUGGAGUCUAUAUGAAGCUGUCCUGAAAAGAGACAAAGAGAAAAUAGAUAAAAUUGUCACCUCUUUGGGAUUGAAAAUUGGUGCACGUGAGUCACAUCAUGCGGAUCCUAAAGUUCAUCUCAAUGCCAUUUGCAGUCAAUGGUUACCCAUAUCCCAGGCAGUGCUCUCUAUGGUGUGUAGUAAACUUCCCAGUCCUCUUGAUAUUACUGUUGAGAGGGUAGAGAAGUUGAUGUGUGUUGGAGCUAGAACUUUUGAUUCUCUACCCCCAGAAACUCAAGAACUGAAAAAGGUGUUCAUGAAAUGCAGCAGUGAAGACACAGCCCCAGUCAUUGUCUUUGUUUCCAAAAUGUUUGCAAUUGACGCUAAAACAUUACCACACAACAAACCAAGCAGUGUAUUUUGCAGCAUUAAAUUUCAAAGCCAUUCACCAUCACGCAUGGAGGACCUGGUAUACACAUCAUGGCGUUUAACACAAGAAGAAAUUGCUCAAAGACGUGAGCUUGCAAGACGAAGACAUGCAGAAAAAUUGAUAGCCAGUCAAGGACAAGAGCUACCAGAACAGGCCCUUUCUGGAAAUGAAUCUGAAUUGACUGUGAAGACUGGUGAGACAAAAGGUGAUGAGCAGGAGCUCACUAGUCAAACAGAGAGCAUGGCCCCAAAAACUGUGAAACAAGAAGCAGACAAAGAGUCUUUCAUUGCUUUUGCUAGAGUGUUCAGUGGUGUGGUGCGAAGAGGGCAAAAGAUCUUCGUUCUGGGACCAAAAUAUGAUCCUGCUGAAUCUUUGAACAAGUUACCGUCAGGUUGUUCUGCUGCAGAUGAUCUGCCAUCAGUACCUCACAUGGCUUGCUGUACAUUAGAGAAUCUCUAUUUGCUGAUGGGAAGAGGACUGGAGGAUCUAGAAGAAGUGCCUUCAGGCAAUGUUCUAGGAAUAGGAGGUUUGCAAGAGUUCGUACUGAAGUCAGCAACUUUAUCAACAUCACCAGCUUGCCCACCAUUUACACCUCUCAACUUUGAAGCUACCCCUAUUGUGCGAGUUGCUGUUGAACCAAAACAUCCAAGUGAGAUGCCUCAGUUGGUCAGAGGAAUGAAGCUUUUAAACCAAGCUGACCCAUGUGUCCAAGUUUUAAUCCAGGAGACAGGAGAGCAUGUAUUAGUUACAGCAGGAGAAGUCCAUCUCCAGCGCUGCUUGGAUGACUUGAAAGAAAGGUUUGCAAAGAUACAAAUUAGUGUAUCAGAACCAAUUAUCCCAUUCAGGGAGACAAUAACAAGACCCCCAAAAGUUGACAUGGUGAAUGAGGAAAUAGGAAAACAGCAGAAAGUCGCAGUCAUACACCAGGCUAAAGAGGACCAGAAUAAAAUCCCUGAAGGAGUUCAGGUUGAUUCUGAUGGCCUCAUAACAAUGUCUACCCCAAAUAAAUGUGCCACUCUCAGUGUAAGAGCCAUGCCACUUCCAGAAGAGGUAACUCAACUCCUUGAAGAAAACAGUGACUUAAUUCGUACUAUGGAGCAGUUCAACUCAUCUUUGAAUGAGGAUAAAAAAAUGCAUGAAAUUAAUCAAAAGAUCCUUCACAGGAUCCAGGAAUUUAAACAAAAAUUAGAGCAAAAUCUGCAAGGAAGAAAGUGGAGAAAUGCUGUUGAUCAGAUCUGGUCAUUUGGCCCACGGAAAUGUGGGCCUAAUAUUCUGUUAAGUAAAUUUGAAGGCUACAAAAAAACUGUGUGGCAAUGCCUUGAUAAGACUACUAAAGAAGUGAGUAAAUAUCGAGAUUUUGACAACAGCAUAGUAAGUGGGUUUCAGCUGGCGACGCUUUCAGGUCCCAUGUGUGAAGAACCUCUCAUGGGUGUCUGUUUUAUAGUGGAGAAAUGGGACAUGAGUAAAGCAGAAGAGCAAAUGUCAGCUAAUAGGCAGGAUUCAGAGGAAUUGGAUGCUACAGAACAGACAAAAAAUGAAGACAAAGUCACCUCUCUGUCAAGUAGUUAUACCACUGAAUCAUCCAGCGAAAAUAAAGAACUCCAAGAUAGCUGUCAAGGUAGUCUAAAUUCAUCUGAGAAAUCAAGCAAACGCAAGGGGGAAACUUUGCUUGCAGAUUGUUAUGGCCCUUUCUCUGGACAACUAAUUGCCACCAUGAAGGAAGCUUGUCGUUAUGCGUUACAAGUGAAACCACAGAGACUUAUGGCAGCCAUGUACACGUGUGAAAUUAUGGCCACUGCAGAAGUUCUAGGUCGUGUAUAUGCUGUCUUGUCCAAAAGAGAAGGCCGAGUGUUACAAGAGGAGAUGAAAGAGGGAACUGACAUGUUUAUUAUUAAGGCAGUGCUGCCAGUAGCAGAAAGCUUUGGGUUUGCCGAUGAAAUCAGGAAGAGGACAAGUGGCCUGGCCAGUCCGCAGCUGGUGUUCAGCCACUGGGAGGUAAUUUCAGGUGACCCAUUCUGGGUACCAACUACUGAGGAGGAAUAUUUGCACUUUGGGGAAAAGGCAGACUCUGAGAACCAGGCCCGCAAGUACAUGAAUUCAGUGAGAAAGCGAAAAGGACUUUACGUAGAAGAAAAAAUCGUGGAGCAUGCUGAGAAGCAAAGAACUCUCAGUAGAAAUAAGUAACUGCCUCUACUUUCAGUUCUACACUAACUCAGCUAAGUGCAGGUGGAUUAUUUUCUGUACAGCAGAUUCAAAAUGUCAUCUUGGACUUCAGGUUUUACACAAGAUUUCUUAUAUGCUGUAAUUUGUCUCUGGCUUCAGUUUUAAUAAACUUGAGCCUCUCCAACCUUUUAUAUAGAGACUACAGUUUUGUGUAAUUUAUUUGAAUGAGACAUAACAAGAAAUUCAAUGGAAUUAUUCUCUCCGAUUUUCAGACUCUCCCCCAGCUGCUGUCCUUGGAUUGCAAGUUAUUUGCUUAAACUUUUUUCUUUCUAAUUUACCUGAUAUAAUCAAAACUAGACCUGGUCCAGUUAUUCAUUGCAAAUAAAUUAGGCAAUGAAUUUAGCUCUUUUCUUCUGUUCUUAACUCUGUUGCAAACUGAUCCUGAUUUCUCUUUAUGCGUUUAUUGUUCACAAGUAUUUGCCAUAACUACACAUUUCAGCCUGUGUGAUGUUCAUGAACUGUUCACUCUGCACUAUUCAUGGUGUGUGAGUUGUCAUCUAAAUCAUAUGGUCUUCUUUCUGCUCCCAAAUUGGAUUAUUUAAACUCUUCCAAGAGGAGAGGAAUAGCAAACAGGAAAGAGUGAAUACUCCUGUUAGCGCAUGGAUACACCUGUUACUCACUUGAAUACUAUUGUUUGUACAAAGAACAGCUAUUCACCAAAUAUUUGUGUCAACAAAACCUCAUUAUUAUACAUGUUUGCAAAUAGUCGUAGUUCACCAGCACUCUUUUUGCAGGUAAUAACAAUAAAGUUGCACAGUUCAUUAGCCUGUUUUGUAGAUAAGGUAAUAAAAAUUCUUGUUAUAUGUUCUGAAUAACCCACGCUGACAUGGAAAACAAUUAUAAAGUAGGCUUUGUUUUUAAAAAACAAGGGGGGUUUUGCGGGGGAAAAAUAUUCAAAAUCAGAUUUUUUUUUUUUUUUUUUUUCAGUUUUUAAUUACUGUAACCAAUUGAACUUUGGGAUCAGUACAAGGUCACAGACUUUGCCAAUGUCACCAGUUCUUAACUCCAAAAAUUACAAAUUUUGAGCUAAUGUGAAAGCAUGGAACUAAUAGCACUGGCUGGUAGUUGUCAUAAAUGUAAAGGGAAGGGUAAUCACCUUUAAAAUCCCUCCUGGCAGAGGAAAAAUCCUUUCACCUGUAAAGGUUAAGAAGCUAAAGGUAAUCUCGCUGGCACCUUGACCAAUGAGGAGACAAGAUACUUUCAAAAGCUGGGAGGAGGGAGAAAAACAAAGAGUCUGUGUCUGUCUAUGUGAUGCUUUAUGCCGGGGACAGAACAGGAAUGGAGUCCUUAGAACUUAGUAAGUAAUCUAGCUAGGUAUGUGUUAGAUUAUGAUUUCUUUAAAUGGCUGAGAAAAUAGCUGUGCUGAAUAGAAUGAAUAUUCCUAUCUGUGUAUCUUCUUUGUAACUUAAGGUUUUGCCUAGAGGGAUUCUCUGUUUUGAAUCUAAUUACCCUGUAAGGUAUUUACCAUCCUGAUUUUACAGAGGUGAUUCUUUUUUACUUCAAUUAAAAGUUUUCUUGUAAGAAAACUGAAUGCUUUUUCAUUGUUCUAAGGUCCAAGGGUUUGGGUCUGUGGUCACCUAUGCAAAUUGGUGAGGAUUUUUACCAAACCUUUCCCAGGAAGUGGGGUGCAAGGGUUGGGAGGAUUUUGGGGGGAAAGAUGUUUCCAAACUACGUUUUCUCAGGAACCCAGAUAAAGUUUGGUGGUGGCAGUGGAAGUCCAAGGGCAAAGGGUAAAAUAGUUUGUACCUUGGGGAAGUUUUAACCUAAGCUGGUAAAAGUAAGCUUAGGAGGUUUUCAUGCAGGUCCCCACAUCUGUACCCUAGAGUUCAGAGUGGGGAAGGAACCUUGACAGUAGUGUUGUGUGUGUUUCCUCAGAGCUCUGCUCAAACACCUCAAACUUUACCUUGUUACCUUUACCCUUGUUACGAUGUGAAUCUCAACUGUAAUUAUUACUGUUUGUUUAUUUGUAUUGCAAUGUCAGCUAGGAGCCUGUCAUGGUUUAGGGUUCCCUUGUGCUAGGCACUAUAUAAACACAGAGGAGAAAGAUGGUCCCUGGACCUAUCUUGAACAACUGCUGUUUGUGCUGACCACCGAAUUCAUUGUAAUUUGUGAUUUAAUGUGGAUUUAGAGUCAGCUUUCUGGAGUUGAAAGGCUGGUGCAUUAAUGCACCACAUCACCUAGAGCCAAACAUGAUAAAUACUUUAUUAAUCUGUAAUUUCAGCUCUGUUGGAUUUACAAGCUGCUUCUGUUCCACAGCAAAAGAUUCCCGCCACUGUUCAAAAGUCAUAAUAUUUUGCAACGGUGGCCACAUGAAACUCUGCUUUCUUAUUUUAUACUGCUCCCCAGCAUAGAUCCAUCAAAAAUCUCAAGUAAUUAAGUUUAGACAGCUGGUCUCUCUGAACUAACUAUUAGCUUGGGAUGUGCACUCUCUCACUCGUUUAUACAUACUCACACUUACAAUAAAAUAAAUUUCUGCCCACUAAGUCUUAGAGUAGAAAAUAUUUCAAACACAGUGAACCUCAAAUCCAGUGAAGAUGAAUCCCCUUAGGAAAGUAUACAAGAUGUUUUGCUAUUUGAUUCAGGCAUCUGUGUGGUAGUCAGAAGGCUUUAUGUGGGUCAGAACUAAAUUAACAUGAAAAGAAAUUCUUCAGUGGCCAUAACUUGCUGUUGAACGAAAUAGAAAGCUGAAAAUUGUUAAUUGUUAAGUGUUUAGAGCUCUGCAACCAAGGGGAGACAACUAUUGUGUAUUCAGGAGGGUUUAAGGCUGAAUAAUCCAGAUAAGUAUCCUUGGAGGGCUGUUGAUAUUUCAUAAAGCUGAAGGGGAAUAAGUUCUUUAGAGUCUUCUUCCAACUAUUUUUAGAACCUUACUGCAAAUAGUGAAGAAGAGGACAGUAUGUGUUCAGUUUCAAACAACCAUAAAACCAUAGUUGUCGAGGUUAUUUUCUUCCCAGAGUAUCUCCACAUUUUUAAUACGCUACUGCUGGGCACUGUUCCUUUAGCACCUACCUGGCAUUUCCAUGUAAAUAUUCUGAGUGGCAAUUAGAGAGAGUAGUCAGAAGUAAUUUAUACGGCCCGUGCUCCCUAAGGUAAAGGCAACUGUUAAGUGUUGCACAAGUGUAUAAUUGAUGUAAUGUUUAACUUUUACUGUAAUAGUAACCCUUUUUCUUUUCCAACCUCUUUGCUUUCAUUAUAGAAAUAUAAUGUUUCACCUAAGAUUUUAUGAAACCUUAUUCAAGCAGAUGAAAUAUUACCCUCUCCAGAAGGGUGAUCCAUAAAUUACUUGUCUUCUGAGCAGUGCCUACAUGAGAGAUGGGUGGGUAAAACCUCUCAUUUUGCCCACGUUCAGCAACUCUUCAGGGGUGAUUCUAGAAUAUUUAAAUGGUUUUGAGCUAUUAAACUUGACUAACCAGGGAGAGGCUGUUUAAAUACGUUAUUUUGCAGUAAUUUUCAUAUUUUGCCAUGGUCUGUCUUCAAGUGCAUCAAAAAAUAUGUAACAUGGGGACAAUGUAAGAUGCUGCUAUAGUGCAUGUUUGUAAAUGAUCAGGUAAUGAAUAAAGCUGAGUAACUUUCUUGGACACCUGCUUAAUAUAAAUAGUUUUUAAAUAAAAUGUAUUGAAAUAAGUAACCGAACUGAGAAAAUGUAACUAACCUGGAAACUCUCUAGCAGCUUUAUCUAGAAUCUGUUUUCUCAGUAACAGCCACUGGUGGGAGGAGAAUCCGAUCGCCUAUGAAGCAUGAAUCUCAAACCACACUUCUCUGUUUUAUUCCAAAAGCAACUUCGUGGAACGGUUUUUCCCUGCUUGUUACAUGCAUAUGACAAUAUGACAGAGUUUUGGAAACUCUCUGCUAAGCGUGACAAAUAACUUGCUGAUGAAGCAAACCAUGGUAAGAUUUAAUUGGGAGAGCUCAACCAUUAAAUCAACUGAUCCUCCAUUGCCAGCUUUAUUGCUAAAUGUAAUGCUUGAUUAAAAUAAAUACAAGCCUCUUUUAAGAUGUA